AUGGAUGACUUUAAUCCCAGUAUUCGAGCCUCCGCGCUGGAGAAGCUCGCCAAAUUAGCUGUCAACGCACCAGAAGACAGUGACAAUACCGAGAUCAACCAACUUACUCGACAGUGUCAACAUUUGACAAAUCGAUUGAAUGGUAUGCUCAAUGGCGUAUUGCACAGUCAAUCACCGGUGUCCCAGGUACCUAUGGACAUUCGAGAGUUAUGUGUCUUAGUAUCUUUGUGCAAAGCUGCGCCUUCGGUCACUAAAGAGGAGCAUGCGUCCCAAUUGGUGUCUCAGUUAUCUCAGUACCUCCCGGAGUCCCAUGGCCAGGUUUUCCGUCCAUCGCCAUUCCUACACGACGUUGAGCCGUCACCAUGGGAAGCACUUUCUUACAAUCUUACAUUUGCGCUCCUUCAUCUGGGAUCCGAGUAUCCGUCGCUACGCGAGGCUGUCCUUGGUUCUGUCGACGAAUAUCUAUAUAACUGUGCGGAGGCAUUCAAUGUUCUGGUAUCUGCUCCGCCAUCUCAUUCGAGGGAGAAUGCAAUUAAUUAUGCCCACGAGUCUGUCAACAUACUGGCUAUUUGUGUUUCGAUUGUUGGCUUUCUAAAGGCCGCAGCCAAAUUCACUGCAUUUUGGUCUGCCACCGAGAAGUUGCGGAUGGUCGACCACUUGCGAUUAAUGUUCUCAGAGAACUGUAUGGUGGCUAUUGAGACAGCUUCAUCUACGGUACGCAGCGCAGGCGUUUUAGACAGAGCACUUCGGGAUUGGAGGAGAUAUACUCGCCGCUAUACUGCCGACGGCCGCCCGCUAGGAGCAAUGCUUCUGCAGGAAGGCUACAUGCGAUUCAUUAAAUCCUGCGUCACAUCUCUCUUUGGCGCGCAGAACAUGUCAGAUGAUGAACUAUUGGAUGACUAUGUGGAUGGAGUGGGAAUUGCAAGGAGCCACGAUGAGGCUGAAAUAUCCCUUAUCAAUCGCUUAACCGCCAUUAUCGGUGAUGAAAUCCAACUCUUGGAGGAUGGCUCCGACUAUUUGCAAGUUGGCUCACCCUGGCAACAGCGACUUGCUUUUUCUGUGAAGGCCAUGGCCUUGAUGGGGUAUCUGAACUGUACCAUCAUAAACAAGGAUACAGCAAAUAGCGACGACUUUUUGUCAUGGCUAGAAGAUACCCUUAUAGACCCGAAUCAAAUGUCAUGCACCGAACUUGCGACCACCACUUUGAAGUGCAUAACAAUUAUCUCCCGAGCGUCUAUCAACAGCGCGUCCUCUGGAAGUCGCUCACUUCUACGAUACAUUGUCGAAGGCGGUAUACAUGUUGGAGUCAUAGGAUCCGUUGCUGCCCAGUGUCUUUCUCGAGUUCUCGGUGUUCUCUCUCAGGACUCACUCAUAACCACCCUUUAUUCGCUAGGAAAUGUUCUGAGUCCAGGGUCUGGUAGCGACAAGCCAUAUCCAGGUCAGGUGAAUGGGGAACCUGCAGGACUCACUCUCACCCAAUUCCAACCAACCAAAAACGGAAGCAUAGCCUCCCUUUCAGCGAGCGAGACAGAAGACAAUACACCAUACUGGAGCAUUGUUCACGCUAUUAUAACAAUUGCAACCAGUUGUCACGAUGAACAGAUCAGUGCCCUGGCACAGUCGAUGCUUCUACAAAAAAUUGGCAAAUUGAACACCACAGUUGACUCCUGUAUCAUCAAGGAAACAGCAGCGCUCUCUAUAACUACAGGGCAAGCUGAAUUCCAACUCCUUUUGAAAUUCUACGACCGUGUUUUUCACGAUGGCAUUGCCAAGGGAUAUGAAAAUGUCGUAAGCGCAGUUUCAAGCGCAAUGACGUACCUUUCGCUUUCGCUAGAAAAAAGCUCUCCACUUUACAGAGUUUAUCUUGUCCAUUUGUUGGAAAGCAUAGUGAACAAAGGCGAUGCAACAAACCUUGAGCAUGAGAGACACAAAGAUAUAACCCUUGCGCCUGAAGAUAUCAGUCCGCUCCUGAAGCCGUUAGCAUUGCUAGUAUCUUCCCAAACGGAGCUUGAGCAGCGUUUAGAGCAUUAUGACCAGGAUGUAUCUACUUUGUUCCGCGACGCGUGGUUCAAUAUCGCCGUCCAUGGGAUAUCGCUCAACUCAGCUGUUGGACGAAAUCAUUACGAAGAGUUACGUUUGCUCGCAAAACAUUCUCCUACUCUUGUGCCUGAAGACCGUAUGGAUAUGAUUGAAAGCGACGUGGAGCUUAACACUGUCCUCAGGCGUGGCAUGGGGCCACAACGACUCGUCGCGCAAAAGAAAGGGUUGGUCAAUGAAUUACCCCAUCGGGAACCCGAUAUAAAGCGUUUAAACUACCCCAAGGCAGUGUUUCUGAACGCUGCUUUGUUACUUGAGAAUUUGCGUGCAUUCUCGGGAUCCUGUACGAAGCCGCUAGGCUAUUUCCGGGAUCCUGCGCUUGCUACUACUGAGAUGGCUAGCUGCAUGACAGCCAUUGCAGAUAAGGCUGUUGGCUGUUACCUUAAGUUGACACUCUCUGGGAGAUAUGAAGAUUUCUCUGUUUCAUUUCUGUCGAAAGAAUUGGCAGGUUUCUUCGCAGCCUGCUGUCAUCGAAUAGAAAGGAUUCAAACUGUGGCUAUCAUGUGCGCAAACAAAAUUAUACAGGAGUGCCCAUCAGCUUUAUGUGAGAAGCAUUCCUUAUUUGCAAUGCUCGAGCUCCUAACUGUCGUGUGGCGGUCUUGUCUUGAAGAAGAGCUUGACGAGUUCGAAUGGAGGCCCUCGUUCACAUCUCAUAUAGGACAUGUUAAGGUCGACCUUCCCGAUAAUUAUGGGUACAGAAGAAAGACAUUUGACGUAUUGCUUGAACGAGCAAGGGCAUGGAUAACGACAGUCAUGGACAUUGCGCCUCUUGAUAUAAAGGGCCUCCUCCAGAGUUAUCUAUCCGCGUCUGAUGAUAACGAUGGAUAUGGCGAUGUCUCAAUGGGCCGUUCAUUUGCACUUGAAAUGGGAUCGCUUAUACCGCAAACCGACCACCGACUCGGCUCGAUCGAAAGCCAUGGAUUGAUGAAGGUCAAUGUUGCUUCGAAUUUCAUUGCUCAACACACAGCCCGUCAGAAAUAUCGUCGUCCUGGUAGACUCCACCCUAGAAAUCCAGAGUUUUCUAACUUUGAAGACGGUGGGUCGGGCUACGAUUCUAUUGCUGUCUCAUCAUCCUCACCCGAGUCAAGUAAGGGCAUGGAAAAGAUACUAUUCAACAUUUACAACGCAAUCAAAUCAGGGAACCUUGUUACUCUUCCUGAAGUAAGAGAUGCAUUGCAGCGUGCUGCUACACUAUUGUGUAGCAGCAACCUUGUCCACGCUACCAUUGCCCAUUACCUCGUUUCACUGCCAUUCCAGAUAUUUUCUAAAGAGUCCAUUAACAUUGGUGUCUCGCUCUGGCUGGGCGUGAUCGACGAGAAUCCUAGACUGGAACCAACGCUUCUAUUCGCGAUGGUUCGGGAAUGGGAGAUGACUGCCUUACGAAGACAGGGACUGUUUGACCCGUCAUUCAACCAUGUCGACCCAAUGUAUGCCAAAAUUGAACUCUUGCCAACAAACAAGGAUUCGAUGCUUCAACAACAGAAGGUGGCACAGAAUAUACUUGCGCCACAUUUACAGGUCAUCCAGUUCUUUGAGAGCCAUUUUAAUGCUAUUCGACUGGGAAAUACUCAGACUCAGCGUGUGUUUUGUCGUUUCAUCGACCGUACGUCAGUGGGUCUUUUGCACGCCAGUAAUCAUCCUCUGGCCCGGGAGCUGCAUUUCCGCAUAGUUUCCUUCUGUCUCAGGGUUCUCAGGCAUUGUACCUCCCUUGACAAUGUGACAUUAUGGAAGCUCAAACAUCAAACUCUGUCCUCUGCUCUUAGCUGGUUUAGCCACCCGCCUAAAUGGUCAUUUGGUGGCAAUCGAUUGCAGCUAAAAGCUGAAGAUAAGACUCUGAGCGAUGUUAUAACUGCUUUAGCAAAAGCGUCUUCUGUUGGCUGCAACACUCGAUGGCCAUAUACAUCGUUACAGGCGAAACACGAUCUUCUCCAGGUACUUAUAGAAAACGAAAGAUCGCGACUCAAGGUCUGGUUGUUUCCGUUAGAGCCUGAUCGGAAGCAUAACGUAACCCAAUCUCCUCUCAGCAAACAUCUUACGGAGGAGAAUAUGCUGCGGAUUGCCUGGGCUGAGAGUCCGGGACUGGCUAUCCAGCUUGCGACACGGUUCUCAUCUGGAAAGCUCAGCAAUGACGUUCGAAAGCUGCUCCUUAGCUUUCCGGAAAAGGCCAUUGAUGAGCCUCGUAGUCUUGAGAUCAUGUUCGAAUCAGCGUUACCAGCCGAUGUUUCCUCUCAACUCAAAUACUUGCUAUACUGGGCCCCCGUCAACCCAAUCGAAGGCUUAACCUAUUUCUUGCCUGCGUAUGGCAACCACCCCUUCAUCUUGCAAUAUGCGAUGAAGGCAUUGGAAAGUCAUUCUCUUGAUGUUAGAUUUUAUUUCGUGCCACAACUGGUACAAGCUCUUCGCUAUGAUGCUCUAGGCUAUGUCGAGCGGUAUAUACUGGAGACUGCAAAACAGUCUCAACUGUUUGCGCAUCAAGUGAUAUGGAAUAUGAAGGCCAAUUCCUACAAAGAUGAGGAUUCUCAAGUUCCGGAUCCGCUCAAGCCGACCUUGGAUAGGUUUAUGGACGCCUUGGUUACCAGUUUCACCGAUGAUGAACGCAAUUUUUACCAAAGAGAGUUCUCUUUCUUCAACGAAAUUACGGGUGUCUCCGGUAAACUCCGCCCUUACAUCAAGAAAAGCAAACAAGAAAAGAAAGAAAAAAUUGAGGAAGAGCUCCGCAAGAUCAACGUUGAAGUCGGCGUUUAUCUCCCUAGUAACCCCGACGGUGUCGUGGUGGGUAUCGAUCGCAAGUCGGGGAAGCCUCUGCAAAGCCACGCAAAGGCACCUUAUUUGGCAACUUUCAGGAUUCAGAAGACCCGCACACGAUGGGACGAAGACGCCACCAAGGCCUUAGCAGCGGCUGCAUCCAACCCAAACAAAUUGGUCAAGUCCUCGCAAAAUCACCAGUCGGACUCGCAUCAGGAGACUUAUGAGGUCUGGCAGUCGGCUAUUUUCAAAGUUGGAGAUGACUGCCGUCAAGAUAUGCUCGCCUUGCAGAUGAUUGCGGCCUUCCGAGGUAUUUUUUCCAGUAUCGGACUUGACGUUUGGGUGUUCCCGUAUCGAGUGACCUCUACAGCACCGGGGUGUGGGGUCAUUGAUGUCCUGCCAAAUUCAAUAUCUCGGGAUAUGCUCGGUCGUGAAGCCGUCAAUGGGUUAUAUGACUAUUUCGUUUCCAAGUACGGCGGCGAGGAUUCAAUCCAGUUCCAGGAAGCGCGAACAAACUUUGUCAAAAGCAUGGCAGCCUAUUCUGUCAUUUCUUAUCUGAUGCAAUUCAAGGAUCGGCACAACGGCAACAUCAUGUUCGAUGAUGCCGGCCAUAUUAUUCAUAUCGAUUUUGGUUUCUGCUUCGACAUCGCACCCGGUGGAGUACGCUUCGAGCGCGCGCCGUUUAAGCUUACAUCAGAAAUGGUGGCCGUGAUGAGUGGCACUCCACAAUCCCACGCCGGCGGUCACAGUGGCUCUGGCGGCGGGCGUCUACCAGGAGCGUCUCAUAAUCCUACACAGACUCAAGCAUACCGAUGGUUUGAGUCUCUGGUCGUCAAAGCAUUCCUAGCGUCUCGGCCGUAUAGCGCCAAACUGUCGCACAUCGUGGCAUUGAUGCUGGACAGCGGUCUGCCCUGCUUCAAGCCUGAAACGCUGAAGCACUUCCGCGAUCGAUUUGUGCUUGACAAGAGUGAGAGAGAAGCGGCGGAGUUUAUGCGCGAGCUGGUGCGCAAGUCCUAUUUGAGUGUGUCUACAAAAGGAUAUGACCAGUUCCAGCUCCUGACAAACGGCAUUCCGUACUAG
Aspergillus puulaauensis is the source of this 5922-nucleotide messenger RNA. It is a transcript of the gene stt4, whose product is annotated as 1-phosphatidylinositol 4-kinase STT4. Gene Ontology annotation, molecular function: 1-phosphatidylinositol 4-kinase activity. The transcript is spliced from 11 exons. The record is from RefSeq and is a predicted model, not a curated record. NCBI's taxonomy places the organism in Eukaryota, Fungi, Ascomycota, Eurotiomycetes, Eurotiales, Aspergillaceae. Gene Ontology annotation, biological process: phosphatidylinositol-mediated signaling; phosphatidylinositol phosphate biosynthetic process. Gene Ontology annotation, cellular component: plasma membrane; cytoplasm. The coding region runs from base 1 to 5922 and encodes 1973 amino acids.